CAGUUGCAUCUCACUUGAAAGGAACCAGAUUCUAUACCAUUUUGUCUUUUGAUCAAGAAAGUAAAAUGAAAAUCAUCCAGCUUCUAAUCUUAGAUCUUCUCUUGUGGUGUCAAGCUGCACAGAGUUUAAUAGAUCAACUGACAGAUUUGGGACAAAAUGUGACAAUAAACUGUACUCUUGAUGAAGGAGGGAUUUAUUGGUUAUUACUGAAACUUCCAGAUCCUCCAGUGAUGAUAUUACGCACUACGCAAACCAAUUUUUUUUGCUUCAAUAAAACAUUCAGACACAAAUAUUCAGUGCAGUCUCACCGUCAUCUGUUUAUAAAUAAUGUCACCACUGAUGAAUUAGGAGAUUAUUACUGUAUGAAGAAAGAUACAGUACCUCCAGAAUUCAGCGAUGGCACCAGACUACACAUCAUUGAACCAACUCAACCAACUGAGUUAACUGAGAGCCAGACACAUACAGUAGUGCAGAAUAUUGUGCAGAGUCAGACACAAUGGCAUAUUAUUAUCCUCAUAUCUGCUCUGCUGAAUGGUGUUUUGAUCAUUGUGGUCACUGGUUGUUUAAGUUGUUACUCUGGAAAAAGUGUAAAACUUCAAGGUACACAAUUACAGACUACAUUUAUUGCUGUAGAACAGUCUCAAGAGCUGAGCAAAUUACAGUAUACUGAGGUGGACUUUUCCAUACUUUGUGAAGAGUUUGGACAAAGAUGAAGUGAAUUCAAAGUUCUCAUUAUUGUUUUUGAUAUAGUAUUAUAGAUCAGACAUUGUACUGCAUUGCCAAGCCAGUCUUUUUUUCCAAAAAGGGAGGCUGAUAUAUACUCAUUGAGGACUUUUAUAGGAACACUAUGGUCCCAAUAAAGUUCCCGACGUGGUCUUCUGCUGUUGUAGCCCAUCCGCAUCAAGGUUCGAUGAGUUGUGCAUUCUGAGAUGCAAUUCUGCUCACUACAGUUGUACAGAGUGGUUAUCUGAGUUACCAUAGUCUUUCUGUCAGCUCGAACCAGUCUGGCCAUUUUCCGUUGACCUCUCUCAUCAACAAGACAUUUCCAUCACUGGAUGUUUUUUGUUUUUGGCACCAUUCUGAGUAAACUCUAGAGACUGUAGUGCAUGAAAAUCCCAGGAGAUCAGCAAUUAGUUACAGAAAUACUCAAACCAGCCCGUCUGGCACCAACAAUCAUGCCACGGUUGAAAUCACUGAGAUCACAUUUUUUCCCCAUUCUGAUGGUUGAUGUGAACAUUUGGUGAAGCCCCUGACCCAUAUAUGCAUGAUUUAUGCAUUGCACUGCUGCCACAUGAUUGGCUGAUAGAUAAUCUCAUGAACAAGUAGAUGUACAGAUGUUCCUAAUAAAGUUCUCAGUGAAUGUAGAUGAUUCUUUAUAAAACUUGAUUUGCUUGUUUUGAUAUCAACUUCUCACUUAUACCUAGAACUUGUAUAACAGAUGUUCAUGUGUGAUAUUCAUUAAUGAGUCAGUAAAUUAUUGAAGGUGAAUGGACAUCCUAUUUAUGAAUAAAAAGAUAUCAUAUAAAGAAAUGGACAUUAGUGAAAUUAUCAUACAUUUGUAUUAGUC
Molecule: messenger RNA, 1567 nt
Organism: Myxocyprinus asiaticus (Chinese sucker)
Lineage: Eukaryota; Metazoa; Chordata; Actinopteri; Cypriniformes; Catostomidae
Exons: 5
Coding region: 66-713 (215 amino acids)
Source: RefSeq, a predicted model, not a curated record